Messenger RNA from Prunus armeniaca (apricot), 528 nucleotides. The record is from the annotation of a GenBank genome assembly. Lineage: Eukaryota; Viridiplantae; Streptophyta; Magnoliopsida; Rosales; Rosaceae.
AUGGCUGUAAUUAGUACUCAAAUCCAGAGUCACCUUGCACUUCGUUUCAUUGAAUCACAUCACAUUCUAGAAUAUGAAUCUGUUAUUAAUGUCUCCUCUGAAACAGGUGCUGGUGUUAUUCUCUGCAUAGAAAAGGCAUUGGCUCAGUCUGGGGUGUCUAGAGGAGAUUUUAAUUACAUCAACGCACAUGCUACAUCCACACCAUUCAGAGACCUGAAAGAGUAUAAUGCUCUAAUUCAUUGUUUUGGCCAGAAUACUCCUGAGACCAAAUACAACUUAGUAGCUGGUUUAUUCAUGAAAUCUGAGAAAUUCAAUUUUGACAAAGACUUUGGUGGGAUGGAAAGGCUUGAUAUGUUCUUCCCAUUUGACCCAUGUUUGCCGAAAAAAAGAGUGACAGAAAAUUUGGGGCACCCAGCCCUUUUUGGGAAAUACAAAUCUUCAAACGAUGAGAAGGGAAAAAAAGGCAAAUUUGACUGGAGAGAGGGAGGGACGGAGGGAGAAGACAUUGGCGGCUUGUGUAAGGCCUGA